Messenger RNA from Fusarium fujikuroi IMI 58289, 1383 nucleotides. RefSeq names its product related to intracellular membrane protein involved in nucleoside transport. Gene Ontology annotation, molecular function: nucleobase transmembrane transporter activity; nicotinamide riboside transmembrane transporter activity. Gene Ontology annotation, cellular component: fungal-type vacuole membrane; plasma membrane. Gene Ontology annotation, biological process: nucleoside transmembrane transport. NCBI's taxonomy places the organism in Eukaryota, Fungi, Ascomycota, Sordariomycetes, Hypocreales, Nectriaceae. The coding region runs from base 1 to 1383 and encodes 460 amino acids. The transcript is spliced from 2 exons. The record is from RefSeq and is a predicted model, not a curated record.
AUGGAACGUGUUCGCAAAGCACUUGGCCGUCAACACUCAUCCACAUCAACAUCAGAAUAUGAGCCUUUGACCGGUACUGAGGAAGCCACUCCUCUAGAAGGCUCAACAGUACUCGAGGGCCAACAUGAGUUGCCGUUCUCGUGGAUAGAGUAUGGUAUCUUUGCACUUCUAGGUGUCGCUAUGCUCUGGGCUUGGAACAUGUUCCUUGCCGCAGCUCCAUACUUCACAGCUCGCUUUGCCGGCGAUGCUUGGAUUCAGUCUCACUUUCAGUCUGCGAUAUUGACUGUCUCUACUGUUACCAACCUCGGCGCGAUGCUUGUUCUCACUAGUAUACAGUACUCGGCAUCGUACCCUUUUCGGAUCAACCUGGCACUUGCUAUCAAUGUUUUCACUUUCAGUCUCCUGACUGCUUCUACAGUCAUCGGACUAAGCGCUUCACCGACUCUUUAUCUCGCGUUUCUGCUCACUACAGUCGCUGCUGCUGCCUGGGCAGCUGGUCUCAUUCAGAAUGGAGCCUUUGCGUUCGCAGCCAGUUUUGGACGCCCAGAAUAUAUGCAAGCCAUCAUGGCUGGGCAGGGCAUUGCGGGCGUCCUCCCCCCGAUCGCGCAAGUUUUUACUGUGCUCGUCUUCCCCCCCGAGAAGGACCAGAACACUUCCAUCAAAGAGCCAUCCCCUGAAGAUGGACAAACAUCAGCUUUCGUCUAUUUCCUCACCGCCGUAGUCGUGUCAGUUGCUGCUCUGCUGUCCUUCGUCCCGUUGGUUCGCCGCCAUAACCAUAUCAUUGAGAACCGCAUGGUUGAGCAAAUGAACGAGUCCAUGCACAGCAUCGAAGAGGCCGAACGUGCCGCUCGCAAGGUCACAUCCCUUUGGAGGCUCUUCACUAAACUUCACUGGCUUGCCAUUGGUGUGGCACUCACUUUCAUUGCAACAAUGUUCAUGCCCGUUUUCACUGCCAAGAUCCAUUCCGUGAAAGAAAAUUCCGGUGCUCUCUACCAGCCUUCCGCCUUUAUUCCUCUUGGAUUCUUCUUUUGGAAUUUGGGUGACUUGAGUGGUCGUGUGGCCACGAUAUUACCUUUCUCCCUACGGCACCGUCCCUUUGCUCUCUUUGUUCUCUCUAUUAUCCGUUUCGGUAUACUCCCGCUAUACUUGCUUUGUAAUAUUGACGGACGUGGUGCCAUUGUUUCCAGCGAUUUCUUUUAUCUCUUCAUUGUUCAGUUGACAUUUGGUCUUACCAACGGCUGGCUUGGUUCUAGUUUCAUGAUGGCAUCUGGUGAGUGGGUAGAUGAAGGUGAGCGUGAAGCUGCUGGCGGCUUCAUGGGGUUGUGUCUUGUGGCUGGGUUGUCCAUUGGCAGCCUUUUGAGUUUUAGCGUAGCAGGUGUCUAG